This is a messenger RNA of Spodoptera exigua (beet armyworm), 2438 nucleotides long. The record is from the annotation of a GenBank genome assembly. Lineage: Eukaryota; Metazoa; Arthropoda; Insecta; Lepidoptera; Noctuidae.
UUAUAUUUCACUCCCAGGCCAAUUUUAUCUAGCCAGCAUUUAAAAGUUUCAGGUCAAAUCAUGUGGAUAGUUUUUACGCUUUUAUGGUUACAUUCGGGUGAUAAUACAGAUGGCGUUAUUGUUACACGCAUUGUUCUUAAAUAUAAUUUUAUAGUAACUAAAACAUUGAAUACGUUUAUUUAUCAAGUAUUUUAAAUUCAUUUAAAAUAUUACCAUUAGGUUUCAAUAUUGACAAUAAAAACUAUUUCGUACUAAAUUUUUUUCUGCGGCAAUACUUUUUGUAGUGCUGCCACCUGGCGGUCACCAAACAGUUUCGCUAAUUCUGAUGGCGUUGCAUCCUUUUAUAAAAUUCCCUCAUUUCAUUUGGAUCAUUGUAGUGACUACAUGUAUAGGAUAAAAUAUAUCUUAAUAUUUUUAAACUAAAAUUAUAAACAUAAUUUACUUUUUUCAAUUGUUUCGAAAUCUUGUGUUAAUAAGUUUUUGUUUUGACUACUUCUCCUUUCCAUGACUUUUUUUUAAGAAAGCGGAAGUGGUUGGUCCGCCAUAAUCAUUCGUGUGGGUCUGUGCUUGUGUGGUUUGGUUGUAAAAAUACCGGUGCCAACCAUUAUUUUUAAUUAGUAUAAGUUAUGCGUAUGAAUCCAGACAUGGACGAUGAUGAGAAGGGAAAACUGUUCGUCGGGGGUCUUUCUUGGGAGACAUCUCAAGAGAAUUUACAACGAUACUUCUCCCGUUACGGCGAUGUGAUCGACUGCGUUGUUAUGAAGAAUAGCGAGUCUGGCCGCUCCAGGGGAUUCGGCUUCGUCACCUUCGCCGAGCCAGCGGUGGUCAACGUUGUGCUGCAAAACGGGCCUCAUCAACUUGAUGGCAGAACCAUCGACCCGAAGCCGUGCAACCCUCGCACGCUGCAGAAGCCGAAGCGCGGUGGCGGAUACCCCAAGGUGUUCCUUGGUGGACUUCCAUCCAACGUAACCGAAACCGACCUUCGGGUGUUCUUCGGCCGCUAUGGCAAGGUCAUGGAAGUGGUCAUCAUGUACGACCAGGAAAAGAAGAAAUCCAGAGGCUUUGGAUUCCUGUCUUUCGAAGACGAGAUUUCCGUUGAGAGGGUCACUCAGGAGCAUUUCAUCAAUCUGAACGGAAAACAGGUGGAGAUCAAGCGCGCCGAACCACGUGAUGGGUCUGGCAAGCUGGGGUCAGGUGCGAGUGGUAUGGGCGGCGGAGCCCUGAGCGCGCCUGGCGACGCGCCUCAAGCUGGGCAGUGGGGCCCUCCGGCCGCCGCGCCCAUUAACAUGAUCCAGGGUCAUAACGGCCAGAUGGGUGGCCCACCCAUCAACAUGCCAAUGGCUGGCCCCAACAUCAUGCAGGGGUAUCAAGGCUGGGGUACAUCCGCGGGUAAUGCUUCGUACGCGGGCUAUGGCGCCGCGGGUGCUGGCGCAGGGCCGGGUAACUACCAGGGCUGGGGCGCGCCCCCGGCCCCGCAGGCGCCGCCGCACGCGCCGGCCUGGCCCGCCACCAACAACUACACGCAGCACACGCAGCCCCCGGCGCAGGGCUACGGCAGCUACGCUAACUACAGCUCUGCGCCGGCGGGCGCGUCAGCUGGCGGCAGCUGGACCAACUGGAACAUGCCCCAGAACUCCAACUCUACCGGCUCCGGGUCGUACGUGCCGCUGUCGGAGGGCGGCGAGAUGUACGGCCGCGGCGGCGGCGGCGGCGGCGGAGCUGGCGGGCCCGCGCUCACUGGAGCGCUGUCCUCGGCCGCGCUGUCCAAGUCUUCGUCUGCUGACUACUCCACCUAUCAGCAGUACCCGCCCGCCUACCAGCAGGACCAGUUGGUCGAUCAGGGCCCACAAGAGUGGCUCCUCCAGAAAGACAAUUAGAGAUAAGGGCGGGUAUCGGAUGAGGGAAUGUCGCGAAACACUGGGGAUUUCUCACUAUGGACGGUCGGUUGUUGCGACGAUAUCGCGCGCUCAUCAUAAAGGCAUCGCACAGCACUAGAUUAUAAGCUUACCCUUAGUUCCGUUCGAUAAUCAUAUAUAAUAUUGCAUUUGUAGCCGUGCGAGAUGAUUCAAUCGCCUUGUUUCAUCUCAACACUUGUAAAUUGGCAUUUAAAGUACAAAUUAGUAAAAUUUGGAUUUUCUCAUAUUGUUACAGGUUCAUUAAUAGUUAAUUUUAUCGAUAAAAAUAAUAUUAAGAGCUGUACUUUAAGUGUUCAGAGAUGAGAAUUCGUCUAUUCUGUUAAAUGUAACCAGAGUACAUUAUUUACAAAAUUAUGUUAUUCAAAAAUGUCAUGGAGCAUUUACGAAUGCGGCCACAUUUUUAUUUUAAUGAAAUAAAAUCGUUCAUCUAGUAUAAUAUGUAUAAUCAUGAGUUUCCUCAUUUUAUGCUCCAUGACGGUUAAAGGACGCAUCGCAGCCGAAGCUCGGCCGAGUGUAGACUCG